AUACUCUUAUUUUGAAAGAAAUAGUCCGGAUGUUCCUCUGUGUGGUGAAGCAUUGAUGCUUUGCAGCUCAUCCAGGACAAAAGUCCACCAUGGCUGAGACCCACAGCUUACAGGACCUCCAGCAGCCUACUGUCUCUUCCAAAGUGUUUGUCCAAAGAGACUACAGCUCAGGAACCAUCUGCAAGUUCCAGACAAAGUUCCCCUCUGAGCUUGAGUCAAGGCUUGACAAGCAGCAGUUUGAAGAAACCAUCCAGACUCUAAACAACCUGUAUGCAGAGGCAGAGAAACUAGGGGGAAAGUCAUACUUGGAGGGAUGCCUUGCUUGUCUAACUGCCUAUACAAUCUUUCUCUGUAUCGAGACACACUAUGAAAAGGUGUUGAAGAAGAUCGCCAGAUACAUUAAGGACCAAAAUGAGAAGAUCUACGCUCCCAGAGGUUUGCUGUUGACUGACCCCAUCGAGAGAGGCCUGAGAGUUGUUGAAAUUACCAUCUUUGAAGACAGAAGUAUUGGCUCCGGAAGAUAAAGUAAUUUAAGGCUUCUGACUUUGAACUGAUCCUCCACAUCUGUGUGGCAGCACAUAUUUAGACAUCUGCUUCACCCGAAUGGAUGUAUAUAAUUUUGAUCUGAUCUUUUUCUCUGUUAUUUAUAAAUACUCAACUGUCUGCCUUUCCGUUAUGUUUAUAAAAGUGUCUUUAUGUCUUUUUACAAAUGCAGUGCUGUAAAAUUAUGUCCUAGUUUAUCAAGACUUUAUAAAUAGUGCCAUUGUGUUAAAUGCAUCUUUCUGACCAUGGUUAAUAUAAGUGAUUGGACUUGUGUAUUGUUUUGCAAAUAAUAUAAAGUUGCUGUAGUUGCCAGGAAAUGUUGGUGAAAUAUGUAGGGAUCGAGUUUUCAGCACAGUCUCUCAAUGAUGAUUAUUUUCCGGGCAGUGCUCCAAAGUAUUAACAUCCAGGUUGUAGCCUACAUCAAGGCAAAUGUUUUCUUAUCCGUGAAUGAAUGUGAGCGAUUUGGGGAGAAUAUUAUGUGAAACACAAUGUAAGGUCUGACUUUGAGUUUUUGGCAACUUUAUAGAUGGAGCAUGUUUACUAUAUUAUCAAAUGACAUGACUCUGCACUAGAUCUCACCAAUCAUUUAACGGCCCUGUUAUAUAUUUCUCAUAUUAAUCACUAUCUUAAUUGUGAAUGUCAUUCCCUUUACAUUAUCACUUAACACCACAGAAACCUUAAACUUUCUGAACUCCGCUGAUGAUUGCGAUAGUGGGCGGUUGAUCGAAAUUGUGUACUUUUCUUACAAGUGUAUUACUGUUUAUCUGAUUAAAUAGCCCUUUUUUCUUUUAAA
This is a messenger RNA of Cheilinus undulatus (humphead wrasse), 1336 nucleotides long. It is a transcript of the gene golga7, whose product is annotated as golgin A7. Gene Ontology annotation, biological process: Golgi to plasma membrane protein transport; peptidyl-L-cysteine S-palmitoylation; protein targeting to membrane. The coding region runs from base 90 to 524 and encodes 144 amino acids. NCBI's taxonomy places the organism in Eukaryota, Metazoa, Chordata, Actinopteri, Labriformes, Labridae. Gene Ontology annotation, cellular component: Golgi stack; palmitoyltransferase complex. The transcript has 6 exons. The record is from RefSeq and is a predicted model, not a curated record.